Molecule: messenger RNA, 1068 nt
Organism: Lodderomyces jiufengensis
Lineage: Eukaryota; Fungi; Ascomycota; Pichiomycetes; Serinales; Debaryomycetaceae
Gene: CTA26
Product: Cta26p
Exons: 1
Coding region: 1-1068 (355 amino acids)
Source: RefSeq, a predicted model, not a curated record
AUGUCAGCCAAUCUACAGACGAAACUAGAUAACUCAUUAAAUGAUAUACUAAAGACUUCGGGGUUUAUAUUUGAAAUAAUUAAUAACAACAAGAAACAAAGUAGUUUAAUCACAGGGCCAAACAAUCAAUUAAUUCAACCAACUAUAAUUCAACAAUUAACAAAUCAUAUAAAUAAGUUUGAUGAAAUACUAGAUGAAACGAUUUUCAAAUUUGGAGAUGCAAAAUGGUGUAUUGAUACAAUGAUUGAAAAUAAACAAAAACAAGAAGAAUUAAAGAUCAAAGAAGAAUUAGAGAAACAAAAACGAGAAGCUGAAGCUAAAAGAUUGAAGGAAGAAAUGGAGGCCAAAAAGAAAGCAGAAGAAGCAGCUGCUGCAAGGGCCAAAAUAGAGGCAGAAGCAAAAGCAAAAGCUGAAGCAGAAGCUAAGAAACAAGCAGAAAAAGAAGCAGCGGAAAUGAAACGAUUACAAGAAGCAGAAGAUCAAAAAAGAAAAGAAGAAGAAGAACAGCAGAAGAAACAAGAAGAGGAGGAAAGAGAAAGACAACAACGAGAGCAACAACGAGAGCAACAGCAACAACAGCAACAACAACAACAAUCAAGUCAAUUUGGAAAUUUUGAUGAUUUAUUAGGAUUUGAUGUAAGUAUAAUGCCCCAAUCAACAGAUCAAAAAAUAAAUGAUGAAAAUGACUUCCUUUCUUCUAUUAAUUAUAAUGAUAUAAAUUUGGAUAUACCAAUGGAUGAUGAUAAUAAAGAUAAUGAUGUAUUUAUGAAUAUCGAUGAUUCAAAUAAUAAUACCGGGGUCAUUAACGAUCAACAAAGUAAUACAAAUCAAUCACAACUAAAUAACCCACAAUCUUCUAAUAAUAAUAAUAAUGGACCAGAUAAUAAAAAUGAUGAUGAUAUGGAUUUAGAUAUGAAUAAUUUAUUAGGUAAUGAUGAACUGAUAUUAGAUGGUUUAAAUAUGAGUUUACUAGAUACAGGAUUUGAAGGUGAGGAUAAUAACAUUAAUAAUGCAACAAUGGGUGAAGAAUUUGAUGUUGAUAAUUUUUUAAAUCAAUUUAGUAGUUGA